Molecule: messenger RNA, 939 nt
Organism: Eimeria tenella
Lineage: Eukaryota; Apicomplexa; Conoidasida; Eucoccidiorida; Eimeriidae
Exons: 10
Coding region: 1-939 (312 amino acids)
Source: RefSeq, a predicted model, not a curated record
AUGGAAAUGAAAGAAAGCACUGAUCAAAUGUACAACACAAUGGAGAAGAUGAAGCAGCUGCGGCAGCAAGACGCAGCGCUGACUGCAGCGAAGCAGCAGCUUAUAAAUCAAAUUAAGAGCGAAAAAGAAAAAAUUGCGGAGUUGAAAAAAAAAGAAAAUCUCCUCGAAGACUUCAAUGCAGCAAAAGAAACUGCAGCGCAGCUGCUGGAGGCUUUGCAGAACGGCGAGAAGAAACUGCAGACUCUUCUUACUGCUCGUGACUCGGCUUUGAUGGAACACACGGAAAUGGCGGCGUUGCUGGAAAACGAAAAGAAACUUUUAAAUGAAAAAGAAAAAGAAAUAAAAGAAAAAGAAAUGACAGAAAAAGAGGAGACCAUUGAUCAGAAAGAAGAAAAGGCUUCCGUUGCUUCUCUUGCUGCAGUGUCAACGCAGCAGAAAGAAAUGACCCAGGCUUUAAUUUGGGCUCGAAAAAGAGCAGAUUUGGAAUUAAAAAAGGUCGAUUUGGCAGAACAGCGACUGAGAGACAGAGAGAGUGAAAAGGCUCUUCUUGAUGAACACCUGAGGCAGCAGCAGCAGCAAAGAGAAGAAGAAGCAGCAGCAGUUGGGCGGCUGGAAGAGGAGAAGAAAAUGGCGGAAAAUGAAAUUUUGAAUUUGCGGAAAAAAGAAAAAGAAAUUCAAAAAAACAUUCAAGAACUCAGGGAGAAAGAAGCAAAUGCAAACAGCAAAAAGGAAGGAGCAGCAACUCAACUCCUGGAGCUCCGAGAGAAAUUGCACAAGAAAUAUAAAGAGGCUUGCGAGGGAGUGCGCGAGGAGUUCCGGUGUCACUACAGCAGCAUGCUGGCUCAGACUCUGGAGGACGAACGGAGGCGCCUCGCGGCGGAGGAGGCAAACAAGAAAGAAGCAAUUUUGCGAUUAAAGGAAUUAAUAAAAAGAAACUAA